Ascochyta rabiei is the source of this 804-nucleotide messenger RNA. Its product is annotated as Tetrahydroxynaphthalene reductase. Gene Ontology annotation, molecular function: oxidoreductase activity. Lineage: Eukaryota; Fungi; Ascomycota; Dothideomycetes; Pleosporales; Didymellaceae. The record is from RefSeq and is a predicted model, not a curated record. The transcript is spliced from 3 exons. Bases 1 to 804 code for a protein of 267 amino acids.
AUGUCUGCCGCUCCCGCCAGCUGGUCCCUCGAGGGCAAGGUCGCCGUUGUCACUGGCUCCGGCCGUGGUAUCGGAAAGGCGAUGGCCAUUGAGCUCGGCAAGCGCGGUGCUAAGGUCGCUGUCAACUACGCCAACGCCAUCGAGGGUGCGGAGGCAGUUGUCAAGGAGAUCAAGGCUCUCGGAAACGGUGCUGAUGCCCACGCCUUCAAGGCCAAUGUCGGUAACGUCGAGGAGACCAUCAAGCUGAUGGACGAUGUUGUUGCACACUUCGGCAAGCUCGACAUCUGCUGCUCCAACUCCGGUGUUGUCUCUUUUGGCCACUUCGCCGAUGUUGAGCCCGAGGAAUUUGACCGUGUCUUCAACAUCAACACCCGUGGUCAGUUCUUCGUCGCCAAGGAGGCGUACAAGAGGAUGGAGGUUGGUGGCCGCAUCAUCCUAAUGGGAUCCAUCACUGGUCAGGCCAAGGGUGUUCCCAAGCACGCCAUUUACUCUGGCUCCAAGGGCGCCAUCGAGACCUUUACCAGAUGCAUGGCUAUCGAUGCUGGUGAGAAGAAGGUCACUGUCAACUGCGUUGCUCCCGGUGGCAUCAAGACUGACAUGUACCACGCUGUCUGCCGCGAAUACAUUCCCGGAGGUGACAAGCUCAGCGAUGACCAGGUUGACGAGUACGCUUGCACAUGGUCUCCCCACAACCGUGUCGGUCAGCCCAUCGAUAUUGCCCGCGUCGUCUGCUUCCUUGCUUCGCAGGAUGGCGACUGGGUCAACGGAAAGGUCAUUGGCAUCGACGGUGCUGCUUGCAUGUAA